Molecule: messenger RNA, 618 nt
Organism: Glycine soja
Lineage: Eukaryota; Viridiplantae; Streptophyta; Magnoliopsida; Fabales; Fabaceae
Exons: 1
Coding region: 1-618 (205 amino acids)
Biological process (GO): proteolysis
Molecular function (GO): aspartic-type endopeptidase activity
Source: RefSeq, a predicted model, not a curated record
AUGCCACUCUACUCCAAGUUUCUGAAAGAUAUGCUAACCAAGAAGGGAAAAUAUAUCCAUAGUGAUAAUAUUGUGGUGGAGGGAAACUGCAGUGCUGUUAUCCAAAGAAUCCUUCCCCCUAAAUACAAGGAUCCAGGGAGUGUCACAAUCCCUUACUCUAUUGGUGUGGUGUCUGUUGGGAAAUCCCUCAUUGAUUUGGGGGCCAACAUAAAUUUGAUGUCUCUCUCCAUGUGUAGAAGGAUUGGAGAGCUGGAAAUUAUGCCAACAAGAAUGACAUUGCAGCUGGCAGAUCGAUCUAUCACAAGGCCUUAUGGUGUAGUUGAAGAUGUUUUGGUCAAGGUGCGACAACUCACCUUCCCUGCAGACUUCGUGAUCAUGGAUAUUGAAGAGGAUGCUGAAGUCCCAUUGAUCUUGGGCCCUCCCUUCAUGUUAACCACCAAUUGUGUGGUGGAUAUGGGGAAAGGUAAUCUGCAAAUAGGAAUAGAUGAUCAGAAGAUCACAUUUGAUUUGUUUGAUGCCGAAAAGCACUCACUUGAUCUGAAUAUUUGUUCAAAGAUGGAUGAAGUUAAGAAUGAGAUGGUUUUGAUGGCUAGAGCCAAGCUUGGUCUAGACCCUUGA